Betta splendens (Siamese fighting fish) is the source of this 3440-nucleotide messenger RNA. RefSeq names its product protocadherin beta-16-like. The record is from RefSeq and is a predicted model, not a curated record. Gene Ontology annotation, cellular component: plasma membrane. Bases 679 to 3120 code for a protein of 813 amino acids. Gene Ontology annotation, molecular function: calcium ion binding. NCBI's taxonomy places the organism in Eukaryota, Metazoa, Chordata, Actinopteri, Anabantiformes, Osphronemidae. The transcript has a single exon. Gene Ontology annotation, biological process: homophilic cell-cell adhesion.
CCAUAGCAAAGAAGGCAAAAGACAAACUGUGAUUUCUGCAGCUUCUUCGCUGUCCAAGGUGCUGAAGCAUUGCUUUGUACUGAGAUCUUAAUUUUCCGUAGGAUUUAGAUUGAAGGCGUUGGGUGUUGGGUAUGUAAUUUGUAGAAACAAUCACUCUCUAUAUCACUCCCCCUUUUACUUUGCUGUGAAAUGUUGAGUUUUCAAAUGUACCAUUAUUUGUACCUUCCUGUUUCGCUUGCUUUGUUCCCUAGUAUUUUAUACAGUAUGAUGUUUUUUCUACAAAGAAAUAUUGACUAUUAGCAGAGUGCAAAAUUAAAACGUCAGGUUUAUAUAGUGAUUUGUUUCUUGUCUCAACUAAUGCACUUUGAUGAACCUGCAAAAAGAAUGACACACACGUCAUAACCAGGCCUGUAGAUUGGUGCAUGUUAAUACAGAAUCGCGUUUAUGCCUCUAAGUGACGCUGUUGCAUGGUGAAUCAAUUCUGCAGUGCCUGGUGAGGCAGCAAUGUUCCCUCCCCUGUCCCUCCGUGUCAUAAUAUCUGAGGAUUUUUGUUUCAUACGGGGCCAGGCUUGCCACAGUCACAGUCUCUUUAAAAGUCUCUGACUCGACCUGGAUAAGCUCUUUUUUACUGGAUUGAAAACCUUGGUUAUAAAGUCAUAUACUUUUUUCUUUUUCCAUAUGGCAUUUAAAGAACAAGAUCGAGACAGAGGAGUAAAAUGGCGACUGCGGAGAGCAGCAUAUUUGUUUAUUUUUUUAUGUUUUUUUCCUAAACAAACGGAAGCUCAAAUAAGGUAUUCGAUCCCGGAGGAGAUGAAGAAAGGGUCCCUUGUUGGUAACAUCGUACAAGACCUCGGACUUGAUUUGAAAAGGCUUCGUUCUGGACGAGCUCGCAUAGUGACGGGAGAAAACGUUCAGUACACGGAGCUGAAGGCAGACAAAGGGAUUCUAGUCGUGAAUGAGAGAAUAGAUCGGGAGCAGCUUUGUGGAGACACCACACCUUGUAGCUUCACCUUUGAGAUUUUGCUGGAAAACCCAAUGGAGUUGCACUCCGUGACCAUAGAAGUAUUAGACAUAAACGACAAUGCUCCCAGUUUCCAGAACAACCACAUUGAAUUUGAAAUUAGUGAAUCAGCGGCGCUCGGAUCGCGUUUUGUUUUGGAGAGUGCAGACGAUGCCGACGUCGGAGAAAACACUCUGCAAAACUACAUCUUAACUCCGAACGACAAUUUUGUUUUAAAACAGCACGUUAACCCGGACGGCAGUAAAUAUGCAGAGAUGAUGCUGCAGAAGGCCUUAGACAGAGAAGAACAGCCACGCAUGUCUCUUAAACUGUUGGCUGUGGACGGCGGAAAUCCUCAGAGAUCCGGUACAGUAAAUAUAGGCAUUAGUGUCUUAGAUAGCAACGAUAAUGCCCCUGUGUUUAAUCAAUCAGUAUAUAAGGCUGUAGUCACUGAAAAUGCAGCCAAAGGUACUUAUAUUGCCUCAGUAAAUGCGAGCGAUAGAGACAGCGAUCUGAAUAGUGUAAUUACAUAUUCAUUUUCAAAAUCAAAAGCAGGACUAGCUGAUUUGUUCCAAAUAGAUGAAGCUACUGGAAAAAUAUACGUUGCAAAAGACAUCGAUUUUGAAAGAGACAGAAAAAUCGAGUUCAGGGUUGAAGCUAAGGACGAAGGCGGACUGACAGACUCGUGCAAAGUUGAAAUUGAAGUUAUCGAUGUAAAUGACAAUGCACCGGUCAUUAAUGUUAUGUCAUUCACUAGUCCUGUCUCUGAAGACUCUCCAGUUGGUACCACUAUUGGCAUAAUUAAUGUUAAAGAUCUAGAUUCUGGUAAAAACGGCCAGGUGCAAUGCUCAAUUGAAGGCAACGUUCCCUUUAAAAUCAAAUCCACUGUCAGAAAUUACUACGCAGUGGUAACUGAUGCCUUAUUGGAUCGUGAGAUUUUGCCAGAGUGUAACAUCACUGUUAACGUCUCCGACGCCGGAUCGCCUUCACUCUCGACAAAAAGAAUAUUUUAUUUAAAAAUAUCGGAUGUCAAUGAUAAUGGACCUUUAUUUUCACAAGUCACAUACAGUGCAUUGAUGGCAGAGAAUAAUUCUCCAGGUGUUUCUGUACUAAGUGUGGAUGCGAAAGAUCCAGAUGAAAACCACAACGCCCGUGUUUCCUAUAUUUUAGAAAACUGCGAGAUCGGAGGAACUCCAAUAUCUGACUACUUGUCAAUUGAUUCAGAAAAUGGUGUGAUUCGGGCUGUACGUUCGUUUGAUUAUGAACAAAUCAAACAAUUGGAAUUUACCAUAAAAGCUCAGGAUGGAGGUUCUCCUCCACUCAGUAGUAAUGUGACGGUGAAAAUCCUGAUCCAGGACCAGAACGACAACCCUCCUCAGGUUCUGUACCCAGUCCAGACUGGGGGCUCUAUGGUGGCUGAGAUGGUGCCUCGUUCAGCAGAUGUGGGCUAUCUGGUGACUAAAGUGGUGGCUGUGGAUGUGGACUCUGGACAGAACGCCUGGCUCUCCUAUAAACUGCAGAAAGCCACAGACAGGGCGCUGUUUGAAGUGGGCUUACAGAAUGGAGAAAUCAGAACCAUCCGCCAAGUGACUGAUAAAGACGCAGUCAAGCAGAGGCUGAGUGUUAUAGUGGAGGACAACGGGCAGCCCUCUCGUUCAGCUACAGUCAUUGUUAACGUGGCGGUGGCGGACAGCUUCCCUGAAGUGCUGUCGGAGUUCACGGACUUUACACACGACAAGGAGUACAAUGACAACCUGACUUUUUACUUAGUGCUGGCUCUGGCUGUGGUUUCCUUCCUGUUCAUCACGUGUUUAGUGGUCAUCAUAUCAGUCAAAGUGUACAGGUGGAGACAGUCUCGCAUCCUGUAUCACUCCAACCUGCCUGUGAUUCCAUAUUAUCCACCACGUUACUCAGACACUUUGGGGACAGGGACUCUCCAACACGUGUACAACUACGAGGUGUGCAGGACCACUGACUCCAGAAAGAGUGACUGUAAGUUCGGCAGAGCCGGUAGUCAGAACGUGCUGAUCAUGGAGCCCGGUUCAACGGGGACGAUGCAGAGGAUGCAGAGUGAAAAGAGCAUCUUGGACGAACCAGACUCUCCUCUAGAGGUUAGUUAAAUUAUGCUUUUUUGUCUUUGUUUCGCUCGACAGUUAUUUUCAGCACCAUGGACAGCUUAGUGCUUAUUCUAAGUUGCUUGUUUUUUUUUAUCUGCAAAGAAAACCUACUGCAGGUUAGUCUCUCGUCCACUAUCGUACAUGACAAACUGUAUACUAUUCUAGCAUUUUUUCAGACAGUAUUGACUUCAAAUUGCCCUGGUGGCCGUUGAAUAGACAACCAGUCGCACUUUUUUGUUUUCCAAAUAGUUACUCAGAUGUCAUAAAAAUCGGUGUGCUAGAAAAAUGUUUAGAACGUUUUUUUUGCGCAUUGUCUUUGCCAA